This is a messenger RNA of Phyllostomus hastatus (greater spear-nosed bat), 1331 nucleotides long. RefSeq names its product NKG2-D type II integral membrane protein. Gene Ontology annotation, molecular function: signaling receptor activity. Lineage: Eukaryota; Metazoa; Chordata; Mammalia; Chiroptera; Phyllostomidae. The transcript has 9 exons. Gene Ontology annotation, biological process: positive regulation of natural killer cell mediated cytotoxicity. Gene Ontology annotation, cellular component: external side of plasma membrane. The coding region runs from base 342 to 1013 and encodes 223 amino acids. The record is from RefSeq and is a predicted model, not a curated record.
GGCAGCACAAGGUCAACCACAGAGAGAGAGAGAGAUUCCUGCCCAGAGGCCAUGGGCCACAUGAGAGAGCAGCCUGCACCACGUGAGUCCAGAGGUUGAAAUUGAUUGGAUGUUUCUUGUCUCAGUUUUAAAUUGCAAGCUCAAGACAUGCCUAAAUUUUUCACACGAAACAGGACAUUACUUCUCUGAUCAGGUGUGUCUCUCUGUGUUUAUGUGUUUCUAAAAACUAUUAUUCAAGAAAUGAAGAAUCCUUGAGGUUUGACCUCAAGAAAGUUUCUAAAACUAUUUACACAACAAGGAACCUUUAUAAAUUGAAGACUUCAGAUUCAUUUCUGUGAUACAUGAAAAGUCAUAAUUAUAUGAUGGGGUUGGUCCGAGAUCGGUGGGCUCAUCACAACAUGGAGAUGAGUGAAUCACACAAUUACAAACUUAAACUUGGAAAUCGUUCUACUUCUGUACCAGGACAAAAGAAAAGAUCCACAUUGAUCACAAACACAUCUGGGGGAAACCCAUCUCCAUUUGUUGUUGCCCGGUCCAUUGCUCUAGCUAUGGGGAUCCGUUUCAUUGUGAUGGUGAUGAUAUGCAGCGCCAUAAUUGUAAACUCAUUAUUCAAUCAAGCAGCUCCGGUUUUUUUGAAUGAAACUUACUGUGGCCCGUGUCCUCAAAACUGGGUAUGUCAUAGAAACAACUGCUACCAAUUUUUUAGUGAGAGAAAAAACUGGCUUCAGAGCCAAGCUUCUUGUAUGUCUCACAAUUCCAGUCUCCUGAAGAUAUAUAGCAAAGAAGAGCAGGAUUUCCUCAAACUGGUGAAGUCCUACCAUUGGAUGGGACUCGUACAAAAUCCAGCAAAUGGAUCCUGGCAGUGGGAAGAUGGCUCCAUUUUCUCUCCCAGUCAACUAACAUUGGUUGAAAUGGAGAAUGGAACCUGUGUGGUUUACGGCUCCAGUUUUAAAGGUUACACAGAAAACUGUUCAACUCCAAACACAUACAUCUGCAUGCAGAGGAUUGUGUGAAUACUUUAUUGUUUAUAAAAUAUAAAGGAUUGAAAAACAAAAACAUCAUUCUCUGAGUGUUUACCAUGAAGAAAACAGCCAGAAGAAAAUUCCACCAAUAUUGAUGUAUUUUUUAUCUGACAUGCCACAAACCAUAAUCAGCUGCAAACAAAGCCUCACAAAGACUUUAUCUUCUAUAAUAUGUUUUGUAUAAUUUUUAAGUUAUUGAGUGAUGAACAAAUUCAUUCUUUAAUUUAAUAAAUUGUCAAUAAUACUGUUGAACUAAAUUUUGAACUAUAAUGUUAUUAUUCACAAAUAUUAAACUAAUAAGGGUCUUAA